UGGCCGCGCGGUCUGCACAGGACCAGCUCCGCGGAGCCCAGCGGCCGGCCACCGGACUUCACGCCAAGCCAAGCGGGCGCGCGUCCCGCUGACCCGCGCGCCGGAAGUGACGUCGACGCGCGGCGCACUCCCGCCUUGCCUUUCGUCGCCGUCCUGUGGCGGGAACCGAAGCAGCCGGGGACGGCGGCGACUGAGAAGAAACCAUGCAGGCUUUUCUGAAAGGUGCAUCUGUCAGUACUAAGCCACAGUUGACCAAGGACAGGGGGACACCUGCCACUGCGGGAAGCAGUGGAGAAACCAAGAAAGUCAAACCGGUUCCUUGGGUAGAAAAAUAUCGUCCAAAGUGUGUGGAUGAAGUUGCUUUCCAGGAAGAAGUGGUUGCAGUGCUGAAAAAGUCUUUACAAGGAGCUGAUCUCCCCAAUCUCUUGUUCUAUGGGCCACCUGGAACUGGCAAAACGUCCACAAUUUUGGCAGCAGCUAGAGAACUCUUUGGGCCGGAACUCUUUCGAUUAAGAGUUCUUGAGUUAAAUGCAUCUGAUGAACGUGGAAUACAAGUAAUCCGCGAGAAAGUGAAGAAUUUUGCUCAAUUAACUGUGUCAGGAAGUCGUUCAGAUGGGAAGCCAUGUCCUCCCUUUAAGAUUGUAAUUCUGGAUGAAGCAGAUUCUAUGACCUCAGCUGCUCAGGCAGCUUUAAGACGUACCAUGGAAAAAGAAUCAAAAACCACCAGAUUCUGCCUCAUCUGUAACUAUGUCAGUCGCAUAAUUGAACCCCUCACUUCCAGAUGUUCAAAAUUCCGCUUCAAGCCUCUGUCAGAUAAGAUUCAACAAAAGCGAUUACUGGAUAUUGCUGAGAAGGAAAAUGUCAAAAUUGGCAAUGAGGAAAUAGCCUGUCUUGUUAAAGUAUCAGAAGGAGAUUUACGGAAAGCUAUUACGUUCCUUCAAAGUGCUACUCGACUAACCGGUGGAAAGGAAGUCACGGAAGAUGUGAUCACAGACAUUGCUGGGGUAAUACCAGGUACAACCGUUGAUGGAAUAUUCACCACAUGUCACAGUGGCUCUUUCGACAAACUAGAAGCUGUGGUAAAGGACCUAAUAGAUGAAGGACACGCAGCUACUCAGCUUGUCAAUCAACUUCAUGAUGCAGUUGUAGAGAAUGAAAGCCUUUCUGAUAAACAAAAGUCCAUCAUUACAGAAAAACUCGCUGAAGUGGAUAAGUGCUUAGCAGAUGGUGCAGAUGAACACCUGCAGUUGAUGAGCCUUUGUGCAACUGUGAUGCAGCAGCUUACUCAGAACUGAAGACACCGACUCUUUUGUAUAAAAUUACCAAACCAGCUUUGAAUAAAUGACCAGAUGGCCUGUAAA
Psammomys obesus (fat sand rat) is the source of this 1361-nucleotide messenger RNA. RefSeq names its product replication factor C subunit 4 (gene Rfc4). Gene Ontology annotation, cellular component: nucleus; DNA replication factor C complex. Gene Ontology annotation, molecular function: DNA binding; ATP binding; ATP hydrolysis activity. Gene Ontology annotation, biological process: DNA repair; DNA-templated DNA replication. Bases 204 to 1295 code for a protein of 363 amino acids. The record is from RefSeq and is a predicted model, not a curated record. The transcript has 11 exons. NCBI's taxonomy places the organism in Eukaryota, Metazoa, Chordata, Mammalia, Rodentia, Muridae.